Messenger RNA from Acanthochromis polyacanthus (spiny chromis), 4017 nucleotides. Its product is annotated as prostaglandin E2 receptor EP1 subtype-like. The record is from RefSeq and is a predicted model, not a curated record. Gene Ontology annotation, biological process: inflammatory response; positive regulation of cytosolic calcium ion concentration; adenylate cyclase-activating G protein-coupled receptor signaling pathway. Gene Ontology annotation, molecular function: prostaglandin E receptor activity. NCBI's taxonomy places the organism in Eukaryota, Metazoa, Chordata, Actinopteri, Pomacentridae. Gene Ontology annotation, cellular component: plasma membrane. The transcript has 3 exons. Bases 1672 to 2817 code for a protein of 381 amino acids.
UUUUUAGUGUUCCUAAAGAAAAAUAUUAGACGUUUUACUGAUAUUUUUAAAUAUUUUAAGGAUUUUUUGGGGAAAGAUUUUUACUUAUUUUUUGAAAAUAUUUACAAGAAUUUUCUUGCCAAAUUUGGAGGAUUUUUUUAAAAAUACAACUUUUAAGGAAAAUUUUUAAGGAAUUAUUGGAAUUUUCUUCCUGAAGAUUUUCCAAAUUUUCAUAAAUUUUGGGAUUUUUUUGCUGAAUUUUUCAAUUUGGAGAAUCUUCUAUCUGAACUCGUGUUUUUAGCUUGUUUAGGGUGAUGUGCAAUGUUUAAGUGUCGUUGUUUUGAUGGCUUAUCUGUGUAGAUUCUCAGUCUGAUAGGUUUUAAGGAUCCUGAGGGCUUCAUUUAAAGGCAGACGGACUUAUUCUUGGUUCUUGAAGAUGUUUCAUCCUCUUAUCCACAUUUUCAACAUUUUUGGGAAAUCUUGGAACAUUUUUUGGUGGAAAAAAAGAAAUUUUGCUGGAUUUUGGUUGAUUCUUUUGUGAAUGUUCUUUUAAAAAAUAGAAGUUUUACUGAUAUAUAUGGAAUCACUUUAGAUAUUUUAAGGAUUUUUACUCAUUUUUUGAAAAUAUUUACAAGAACUUCCUUGCCAAAUGUGUGGAAUUUUUACAAAAUAAAUUUUUUAGAGAAACUUUGAUAGAAUAUUGGAAUUUUCUUCCAGAAGGUUUUGCAAAUUUUCAUAAAUUUUUGGCUGAAUUUUUAAUUUUUUUUCAGACAAGGAAACUAUGUUUUUGUUGCCCGUAAAUGAGGACAGCAGGAGGGUUAAGGUCCCCAUCAAUGGGAGUCUGGCUGCUCUUCUGGAGAACUGUAAAGUCAUUGCUCCAGAAUGAAGCUUGUAGCAUCAGCAGCACAGCUGGUUUGCAUUGAUGAGAGUUUGAGGUUGCUUUGGGAGUCAUUCAGCAGAGCAGAGGAGUGUUCUAAUUGCUGAAGAAUUAGCAGAUAAGGACCAGUCUCAUGAGCAAACAAAUCUAAGAUGUAGGCCAUUUAGACAAAAAAACUGACAUGAAUCAAGAAACACUGGCUUAUUUUUGUCCAAACUUCUCUUUAAUGAGGUCAAAUUUAUUCCAGUGAAAACCACAUCCCUUCCCAAGUGCCUCAUAGAGGGCUGUCCUCAGACUUUAAAUACUACAUUACGUCGUUAUCUUCUCAACAUUUAAGCCCUUGAUUGUCUGGUGAGGUGGAGUCAGAGGCGGCCAGGUUUUAAAUAUUCCUCCUUCUUUGGGAUUUCUCUGGGUGGCUCUUUCACUCUGAACACACCAGAGUCUCUGCUGGAAGGAAGCGACUGGUUUUCAGUGACUGAGACACCCAGAGGCGACGUGAGCUCGGUGCAGCUGUGGAGUAUAAAAGCAGACAGUCACAGUCAGAGUAACAGAGAGCAUGCUUGUGCAACGUAACAGGGAGGCUGCUUGUGUUGAGUCUGAUGUACAGAAUGUGGAAAGUCCUCAGGUGAGGGCGUCUUCAAACCUUGGACCAAAACGAGACGGCACCGAGAACAAGCUGGAUUAAUUCCUUUUUAAAAAGCGUCAGCUAUGACUAAUUUUCAAAAUCACAGCGUUUCUGAGCAUCUCCAUGGAUUCCUUAAUUCAGAGGUUUCUCUCAGCUAGUGGAACCACAUCCGGCCCAGAGCACGGCGGUGAUGCUGGCCAUGCAGCACUCCAACUCCUCGGGCAUCACUGCCUCCUUCCCUCUCUCUAACGACACCGUCGUGGUGCAGGAGCCUGAGGUGGAGGCUCCUAAUGCCACCCGUCCACGUGGCAACCCCACGUCGCCGGUCCUCACCAUGACUCUGGGCAUCCUGUUCAACGUGGUGGCCCUCAUCAUCCUCGCCAAGGCUUACAACCGCUUCCGGCGACGCUCCAAGGCCACCUUUCUGCUCUUCGCCAGCUCCCUGGUGGCCACGGAUCUGGCUGGACAUGUGAUUCCCGGUGCGCUGGUCCUGAGCAGAUACUCAACAAGCACCACGUCCACAACCGAUCCCAGCUCCAGCUUACGGGGGGAUUUCGCAGAUCCCGACGCCUCUUGUCUGUUUCUGGGCGGCUGCAUGGUGUUCUUCGGCCUGUGCCCGCUCUUCCUGGGCUGUGCCAUGGCCGCCGAGCGCUGCAUGGGCGUCACCAGGCCUCUGCUGCACGCCCGUCUGGUCACCACGGCACGCACAAAGAUGGCGCUGACCCUGAUCUGGCUGCUGGCGUUAUGCGUGGCCGUCCUGCCCAUCUUCAACCUGGGGGCCUACACCUACCAGCACCCGGGGACGUGGUGCUUCAUCAGGGUGAUGGAGGGCACCAAGGCCACGGACCUGGCCUUCGUCAUGCUGUUUUCCGGACUGGCUCUGAGCUCACUGGGCCUGGCCUUCGUGUGCAACACCAUCAGCGGGAUCACACUGGUGAGGGCCCGGCUAAAGAAGAGGUCGUGCUCCCAGCGCUGCUCGGCCAGGUCCCACGACACGGAGAUGGUGGUCCAGCUGGUCGGCAUCAUGGUCACCUCCUGCAUCUGCUGGAGCCCUCUGCUGAUCUUUGGACUGACGUCGGCCACACGUUCCUACAGCAACUCUCUCCACAGUGACAGAGACACUUACAGAGACCUGAUGGUGACGGGGGUCAGGAUGGCGACAUGUAACCAGAUCCUGGACCCGUGGGUCUACAUCCUGCUGCGACGCGCCAUCCUCAGAAAAAUCUACCGCAUCACUAAAAAGCAGGCCAGCUUCAAAGGGAGCACGUUCCGCUCCAUCCGCUGGGACGCCAGCCCCUUCCAGAACUCGGAGAAAAACUGUGUUAAUAAGAUCUGAAGAAGAAGGGAAGAGAGGAUGUGUGGAAUGUCUCAUUUUAAUGGACGAUCUUUCACCUGUCAGUGCCGAAUGCAGCUUUUAAUCAUCUGGAUCUGAAUUCAGUAUUAAAAGGCCUUUUUUUAUGACUGAUGGGAAUAAGAGACACCUGGUUUAUGUAAAUGAAGUAUUAGGAGAGUGGAUCCCGAUGUUCCAGAUCUGAAAUAUCCCUGACAAGCUGAGGAUAACCUCUGAGGUGGUUCUACAGUAAGCAUGAGCCACCGUGACCGUAAAAAAUGGACUCAUUAUAAACUGAUAUGAGAGUGCAAUGACGGUCUGUUCUCUGUGAGAGCAGAUGUAAAUAAAAUGAUUGUCAGUCGGACGAUAAUGUGAUCUUCAAAAAGCGGAGACUUCAUCUUGUCUUAACCCUCCUGUUGUCCUCAUUUACAGGCAUGAAAAAAAUCCAAAACUUCUGCAAAAAAAAUCCCCACAUUUCUGAAAAUUUGCAAAAACCUUCAGGAAGAAAAUUUCAAGAAUUCCUUAAAAGUUUUUUUAAAAAUCCCUUAAAUUUGGAAAGAAAAUUUUUGUAAAUAUUUUCAAAAAAUGAGUUUAAAUCUUCCAAAAAAGGGUAAAAAUAUCUAAAGUGAUUACAUGUAUAGCAGUAAAACUUCUAAUGUUUUCUGAAGAACAUUCACAAUUUGAUUAGAUUUUUUUUUUUUUUGCAAAUGUUCUUCAGAAACAUUUUUAACAUUUUUUUUCCACCAAAAAAUGUUAAAUUUCCCGAAAAUGUGGACAUCAGAAGUUCCACUGUGAAUACAUAUAUUUUCUCCACAUUUUCAAACGUUAAACCGGAUCAAAUCUGAACCACAGGACAACAGGAGGGUUAAAGAAAACAUCUCAACUCAAAAGCUUCGUCUCCAAAUGUUCUGUUCUCUGACACAAUGUAAAAGUCAAUGACUUGUGUAAAAUGCUCAUAGUAGCACAAAAAAGAAAAAGGCUGUGCUUUUACCUCAGCAUGAAGAUGUGAAAAACCUUGUUUGUGUGUCCAGUGUUCUGACAUGGAUGUGAGUCCUUAUUGUGUUUUUGAAUGUAUCUACGGCGUCUGUGUCCUCCCAGAGUGUCUGAGGACUGAAGUGAAGCUAUGUGUUGCAAAAGCUAACUCAAUGUGAUGAUGUUGAGAAAAGGGAAUGUAGGACUUGAGAAUAAAUGGCUGUCUGAAAAUGA